AUGACGACAAACGCGGUGGCAUCUUCGUCCAAACAACCCUCUGCCCCCGCUGCACCUAAACCAAAACGCCCACCGCAUAACAUAUCAGGCAAAAACCAGUACAAGGAUCGGCCUCUGCUGGAUGACCCACACGUUGCAGAGUUGCUGAAUGCUUAUCAUCUCAAAGGGAUAACAGAUAACAGACUCAUCAGCAACCUUCUUUUGGAGGAACAUGGAGUCACCCUAGGGGAGAGGAGUGUCUAUCGUCGGAAGAAGAUGCUUGGGCUAUGGGCAAGCAAGCAUACGACGAAGGAACUCAGUGAAGCUGUGAAGCGCCAGCUCGUCGCUGCUCAGAUGGCGAAAGACCCCACCGGAAAAUUAGGUGCUAGACUUGUAAAGCAGCGUGUGUUUGAGGAUACAGGGUUGCAUUUGACUCGGGAUUAUAUCCGCGCUGAGAUGAGGAGGGUAGAUCCCGUAGCACAUGCUGCUCGUGGACCCUCUCAUAUUCUUUCAAAGCGACUGCAGCGGCCAGCAGUGUCGGAAAAUGCGUCGACAUCUACGUCAACAUCAGUACCAUCCAACACGAUUACCUCAAAUCUCGUACAAUCGUCAAAUGCUACCAUCAUACCUAGCGGGGCUCAGGGGCAGAGUCAAGGUUCCAAUGCGGUUGACGCCAAUCAACAAUCAAGUACUCCUCGCGUUCGUGCCCCUAGGCGCUCUCGAGCAAGGGCGACAGAAGCUUCGUCAUUACCUACAGCUGUUGCCCCUUCUGACGCCGCUGCCUCCACCAGUUCUCCGCCGCAAUCAUACACGCGAAACGAGCCGGGAAUACCUUCUGGGAACCCCCUCUCCUCAACCUCACAAACUUUACAUACCUUUCAUUCGAGAUCAGCGUACCCCUCGAGUUACAAUGCUCAAGUAGCGAAUUCGUCAACUUCAGAUGGGCAGCAAGUUCUACACUCACAGCAGUUAUUGCAAAUAAGCACCACCCUCCCUCAACCUUCCUCAAGCUCCCUGCAAGAUGCACUGAAUGCAACUGAAUCUGGUUACAACCAUUGGCCGAACAGUUUUGAUUCUGAAGAUGGCCAAUUUUCCCCUACAGGUCCAGGGCUACUACCAAAUGAAAGCAGCCAUACUGCAGGAAUGCCAAAUAUUACCGGAACGCGUCCGCAGACACCGCGUGCAUAUCCAGAGCCUUCUCAUCACCUGUCAAUACCACCAGUUGGCACAACGCAGCGGAAUAUGGAUACCGGAAACCGACCUGCAGUCAUGAAAGAUAUCGCACGCGCUGUGCAGGAAUCCACACCGAAGAUGCACGAAUUAAAGCACUUUAUCGAGUCGCUCCAGUUGGAAGAUGAUGGUUUAUCGGAGGAUGUCGACGCGGAAACGUAUGACAUUAUCCUAAAAGGGAUGGAGACAGCGGCGUUACUGGAAAGACAGCUGUCGAAGGUCGUCGCGCUAGCACGACGCUCACGCCUUCCUGUGGAUAGGGAUGUGGCGUAA
This is a messenger RNA of Psilocybe cubensis, 1482 nucleotides long. RefSeq lists its product as uncharacterized. The coding region runs from base 1 to 1482 and encodes 493 amino acids. Lineage: Eukaryota; Fungi; Basidiomycota; Agaricomycetes; Agaricales; Agrocybaceae. The record is from RefSeq and is a predicted model, not a curated record. The transcript has 4 exons.